AACCAACUAAGAUCGCUGGUCGCAUUAAGUCUCGUUACGUUACGCUUGCCACUAUGGUUGGAUAAUGCAUUCAUCUCUACAGUGAAGUGGGUUUUCUGUCUCUAAGAUGAAGCAUCUCUGUGGGAUGUUUCUCCUUCUGUGCUGCACCAAAGUGACCAAAACAGUGGUUCUUAAAGUUGUGGCUCCACUCAACCCUGUCCUCGGUGUAGUUGGUGAAGACCUGACUCUGCCCUGUUACCUUGAGAACAAUGUCAGUGCUGUGGACAUGGAGGUGCAGUGGCUUAUUGAAAGGACCAACACACUGGUGCAUCAGUACAGAAGACACAUGACCAAUCAAACUGAUGAGCAGCUUCCACAAUACCGUGGCAGGACCAGUCUGUUCCUAGAAGAGCUGCAGAGGGGAAACAUCUCACUAAAGCUCAGAUCAGUCAGCCUCUCAGACACAAACAUAUACAAGUGUUAUGUCAAAGAGGGUCCUCUGACUCUUGAAGAAAAUGUUAAAGUCGAAAUUCAUGAGUUUGGAAAUGAACCUGAGACAUCUGCUGUGAGCCACAAUAAUGGCAGUGUCACUCUGCUGUGUGUGUCCACAAACUGGACAACUAAACCUGCAAUUGUGUGGAUGGACGACAAAAGAAAUAUCCUUGCAGGAGAUUUAGAGUACUGCUACAGCAAUGACACCACCCUCUAUGUCCAAAGAAGUGUCACUGUGCAGAAGAAGCAUGGAUACAGCUACACAUGCAGAGUCUCAUACCGGCACCACAGCAAAGAGAAGCUGAUUGAAGUGGAACGGGGCUGGUUUGAUCAACCUCGGGACCAUUGGAUUCUUUUUGCCCCAUUGUGUCUUGUGAUCCUCAUCUUACUCUCAUUGUUAAUCUGUCAAGCUAAGAAAAAAAAGGACAAACACAAAGUUUUGCAGAUGUACAAAAAAUUCCAGAUCUCUGAUUCCAGGGUCUUUUCCUUUUACAAUGAGCCUUUGAUCAUUCAUGGUCACAGAGAAAUGCACAUUGGGGAGGAAACACCCAUUUCCUCAAAGAAGGAUUAUAAGGAGAUCAAAGUGGAGGGGAUCUUUAAAAACCAAAACGGCCAUCUGGUCAUUCUCCAGGGUGAACCUGGAUAUGGCAAGUCUCUCACUGCAAAGAAGAUCAUGCAAGACUGGGCACAAGGAACCUUCUACUCAGACAUGUUUGAACUGGUUGUUCUCCUGAAGUGUGAUGAGUUGGCUCUCUCAUCACAGAUAAAAAGUUUGUUGGAGCUCAUAAAUGAUGAUCAAAAGCACAAAUCACUGAUUAAUGACAUUCUAGCGGAGUCACCACACAAAGUACUGAUCCUUAUUGAUGGUCUUGAUGAAUUUACUUUCACUGAGGAAGAGAUAAAAUCAUUUCCUACAAAACCACACACCCCAGCCCCAUCUAAAGCUAUUCUCUGUGGCUUGUUGAGUGGACUUAUGCUACCUCAGUCCUCCCUGCUGGUCACCACCAGGCCCUCUGCCUCUGACAGACUAAAUUUUCUGCUCAAAGGACGCACAUGGAGAUUUGCUGAGAUUCGGGGCUUCACAGAACAGGGAGUGGAAAAAUACUUCAAAGAGUUCUUUAAUGGAGAUAAUAUAGGUGUGUUCCAGAAGGUGAAAAAUAAUAAAAUGCUGUUCACCUCCUGCUUUAACCCUUUUUUGUGCUGGAUCACCUGUACAGCUCUGAAGAGGUCAACUGGAAGCUCAGAUGAGCUAGAUAACGUGGGAACAACAAUCACCUUUACAGCUCUGCAGAGGUCAACUGGAAGCCCAGACGAGCUAGUUAAAGUGGGAACAGUAACCUCCAUAUUUUGGGGAUUUAUUACUAUUCUUCUGCAGAAGCAGCCACAAGGUGACACGAGACUGGGCCUCCUUAACCAACUCCAUGAACUAGCCAAAGGAGUGAUAGAAGAAGGCAAAGCCGAGUUUAACUUGAGUGGCUCUCCACUUAAAAAUUGGAACUGUGUUUUUAGGAAUAUUAACACUGACCAGAAGACAACAUACAGAUUUAUACAUCAGAGUUUUGUGGAGUUCUUCUUUGCUCUUGGCUAUGCCAUCCCAGGGAGGGAAGAGCCACAAAAGGUUGAGGAACUCCUGAUUUCAGCACAGAGUAACUUUUUAAAUUCAGAGUUUUACCUUCAGCCUGUUCUGGAGUUCCUAUUUGGUUUGUCAAAUGAGGCAGUCAGAGCCUCUCUUUGCAGCACAUGUGGACUUGAAUACCCUACAUCACCCCAUCAAAGCUCAUUCUGUCUUCAGACUCAGUUGAAGCAGUGGAUCCUGGCUAGAAGGGACAUCUUUUUCAGCCAUAAGAGUUUUUUUCUUUUUCCAUUCCACUGUCUCUAUGAGCUCCACAAUGAACAGUUUGUGGAGGAAGUCAUGCAGCUCUUGGGGAAAAUGCGAUUCCCUUACAUCCCCUUAACUCAUAGAGACUGCUUGGUGAUAUGCUAUUGUCUUGAAGCAUAUCCCUCAAUCAAGAAACUGGAUCUCAGACACUGCAGCCUCACAUCAGAGAAGCUAAAACUACUGCAGCCUUUGUGGGCUACGUUGGAGUGUUGUACACUUUGGAUAACUGCUGACGGAUUGGAUAACACUGACAUUUUUGAGUUGGUGUCAUCUCUGGAGGGAACCCUUUCAAGCCCAUCUAAGCUGAAUGAACAAAAGUCUGUGAAUUUACAAUUUCUGUCAGUGAAGAGCUUCACACUAGACACUGCCUCCAAUUUGUUAAAGGUAUUCCAAAGGACAAAACAUCUCUUCUGUAUGAGCCUGGAAAUGGAUGAGACAGCUGGUGCUGACAGUUUCUGCUCCUCCUUCUCUGCAGAAAGAGAUGAACUCCUUUUCACUCUGACGGUUGGAUACCAUAAAGCAAAACACAAAGAUCCGCAACCCGAAAUCCUCCUCAUCACUCUCGUCCUGCCUGCUGCUGAGGCUCCCAGAGAGGCAUCAUCUGAGCCUGCAUAUGACUGGGCAAAGUUAGGACAGGAUGUCCAAAGCCUAAGGCAGGGGAAUAGUCUGCAACAUCUUAUUCAUGAUCUGAAAAGGCUGGACAUUGGAGUGAAUUACCUGCCACAAGACUGGGCCUCUAAUAUCCUCAGCUACAUACAUCCAAAUAAAAAUACUCAUUCCAACCUAAUGGACAUUAAUGUCUGGGCAGCUGAUGAGACAAACAAUAAUGGAGCAGGUGCAUUCUCUUCUCUUAAAUUGAAAAGAGUCACUGAUGAAACCUUCAGACUGGAAACGAGAGUCUCAGAGGAUAAGAAAAAUCCAGAAGUAUCCAGACCUCACAAACAUGCAGACCUAUUACGCACACUGCCAGAAAUUACGGAGACAGAUGGUGGAUGGCAAGUUUUACAUGCCUUUCAAACAAAACUUUCCAGUUUGAUAAGAAAAUUGAGCUCAGAUGAGUCAACCAUCUCUCUCACCUUACCGACCGCAGAAGUAUCCGACCAUGAUAAAUCUUCAGACCUCAUCAGCAAUAUCCUCAGAUUAGGAGCUGUACCUGAAAAGUACAAAGAAGAACCGGAUGGGAGUGCACAAGGUUUCCUCUCCAUAUCCAAUAUGGAAGACAUUAAACUGAGGGUGAAGUGUAUCUCUGAGAGCUUGGCUACAUUGAUCCUCUCCUCCUGCAUUAAGCAGAAGAAGAUGCUUAUUUCCAUUAAGACCCAGUCAAAUAGACAUGUGGACAGUCUUUGUUCAAGACUCACUGUGGAAAAAGAUGAGAAGGAAUUCAAGUUGUCAGUUAUGGAUGAACGAAUGAGCUCAAGCCCUUACACAGCUCCUGCUCUGUCUGGCAUUAAUCUCCAUUCAGACCCAUUAGUCCCAUUAAACAUGGACUGGCAAUGCUUCUGUAGGACAUUUUACACUCUCAGAAGUAUAACAAAGAGCAAUACAGAUGUGGAUGGCCAUGUUGGUGAAUUGCUGUCCUCUCUGUUCUGUCUGCGUGGUUUAAAGACUGUAGACUUGUUUAUGAGCUACUCGAGUGACAGUCUGAAAAACAGCAUUAAGUCCCUUAUGGAACACUGCCCCAGCAUACAAGAAACCAGGGUGUCAUGUGGUGAGAAUGUUCAUUUCAUGGACAAACCUUUUUGGUUAGGACAUGGUGAACAAGUUAAUGGACAGUUUGGUUACACAUGCACAAUUAAAAGGGACGAUUUGUAGCCUCCUCCUCAUUCCAGUCAUUCCAGUUCCAACCAGCCUGUAAGACUGUAAAAACGGAGGACUUGGGCGAGUCUGAUGCCAAGUAAUUACAGAGUUGUAUAAUCUUUUUUAAUCAAUUUUCCGUCAAAGGAUUCCCGGGACACUGAAAGACCGGGGAGAACGAAACUUGGUGGGCAUGUAGCCCCACAAGUAGGCCCACCCAUAUCGAUACCGCAGUACUCAAUAAUGUUAUUGCAUAUCGCAUGUUUUCCUAAUAUCAUGCAGCCCUAACGUACACAUACAUAAAGACACACACACACAUACACACAAAGACACGUAAACACACACACACACACCGCGACACGCACAAA
This is a messenger RNA of Alosa alosa (allis shad), 4512 nucleotides long. RefSeq lists its product as uncharacterized. The transcript is spliced from 21 exons. Gene Ontology annotation, cellular component: cytoplasm. NCBI's taxonomy places the organism in Eukaryota, Metazoa, Chordata, Actinopteri, Clupeiformes, Clupeidae. The record is from RefSeq and is a predicted model, not a curated record. Bases 107 to 4162 code for a protein of 1351 amino acids.